AUGUUGUUGGAGACAAAUGCCCCAAGGUUUAGAGUGCAUUCGCAUGCUCCUAUUCAUGCGAGUGCGAGAAUAAUGGCGUAUCUUGAGAUAGCAGGUUUUGCAAAUAUAUCAAAAAUGAAAAGUUUAAAAAUCGACUCAAGCUUAGUUGUGGCGCUAUUGGAGAAAUGGAGACCGGAAACACACACUUUUCACCUCCCAACAGGUGAAUUCACAAUAACGCUUGAAGAUGUGUGUAUGUUACUUGGUCUAAGAGUUGAUGGAAUAGCCAUCAACGGUCCCACCGAGGUAACAAACUACAUUUACAUGGAAAACUUGGGGGUGGAACCUACAGAAGAGGAUAAAAUUAAAGGUUCUGUUAGGAUAACCUGGCUAGAGGGUUUAUAUGAAACUUUAAAAAAUAAACCUGCCCCCACCCAAGAAGACGUUCUCUUAGAAGCUAAAAUUUAUAUUUUACUUGUAAUCGCUACUAUUUUGUUUCCUGACAAAAGUCAGAAUCUAUUGCAUUCUUCUUGGAUCCCUUUCGUAGGGGAUCUUCUUAAAUGCGGCACCUAUAGUUGGAGUUCUGCAUGCCUGGCAAAAUUGUAUAGAGAAAUGUGCAAGGCAGCAGUGAAAAGUGUUAGGAGCUUGAGUGGUUGUGCACUCCUACUAACUUCAUGGGCAUUCACACGUAUACCAUUGUUCACUCCUGUCACUACAGUGGAACCCUCGCAUCCAUAUGCACAAAGAUGGGCGCAAAGAGGAAUGAACUACACUGCAAAUCCUCGUUUUCAUCUCCAAGGAUGUCGAAACGCAUUGGACCAUAUGCGAGAACACGAUUUCAUAUGGAGACCGUACAUUCGAUAUCCGCCGCCGACGCUUGAAGAUAGCCAAAUCUAG
Messenger RNA from Lathyrus sativus (Indian pea), 876 nucleotides. The record is from the annotation of a GenBank genome assembly. NCBI's taxonomy places the organism in Eukaryota, Viridiplantae, Streptophyta, Magnoliopsida, Fabales, Fabaceae.